AUGGUGUUGACAGUUCCAAUCGGACUGUGGUCAGGUCGGAAUGUCAACUGUAAAUGUACCUGCUUCGGUCGAAUCGAGUCCAACCUUGACAAUGUCGAGUACUGGAUUUAUGCUACCUUUGAGAGCGGCCAGAUCUUCAUUUGGAAGGUUUCCGAUCAGAACAUCAUCCACAAAAGCGUCCUAAUACAGGACUCUGAUGCAUCUCCGAUAGUGAGCACAUCAUCUUACGGGAAGAAUCAUCUAGCAACGCUUUCCCUCUCCGGGUUGAUUCAGUUUUGGCAUGUUCCUUCUGGCCGCGUAGUAUUCUCAAUUCAAGCGUCUGAUCGUCUUGGAGGUCUUGUUACUCUCUCUGAAACAUUAAUAGCUGCUUUCGGCGAACUCAGUGAAGUCCUUGUUUUCAGCACAAAAACUGGAAAGCGCGAGUUCUCACUUGGCUGCCGUUUGUACCCGGACUGGAUAACUUGCGCGGUCUCAAUAAAUGUCCCCGAUCUAUCAGUUUUGCUCGGCAUAACAGCAGGUGGAACUUUGAAAGUAUGGCGCGUCUCAACAGAGCAUCAACAAUCGCUAGAAGAGCCACUUUGGGAGGAAGAGUCGAAGCAAAUCCGAUCAUGCGAGCAUCCGAUUGUUCUGAAAUUAAGGAGCGAAUACGCCCUUGUCGUCUGUAAGAAGUCCUUCUAUAUCUUGGACUCAUCGGAUUUUUCAAGCAUAUCUUAUCAGUCGAUUGAUAGCGAUUGCCUCGUCGAUGGAUUUUUCCUUCAAGGAAGUUCAAACUUCGCCAUCGUGUCGGAGAACAAAGCUCUGAACUUGUCAUAUUUCACGAUCUACACAACAGCGAACCUUAAGCCUCAAAGUGCGGAUGACCAAUCUCCGCAGCUCAUUUGGCGAACGUCUGCUCCCCUGCACUCGAACUUUCAACUUUCUGGAAAACGUCUUCAUUCAAUUGCUCCUUCUCUUGAGAUCUCUACAUAUGUAGCGCAGGAAGAUUCACUAAUUGAGAUAGCUAAAACUGCUUCUUGCAGUGGAGUUGAAGGCGAACUUGAUGUAUUUUGCACGAAUGACUCCUACAUCACUGCGGUUUGCUUUGUUGAAGAAAAGGAUACCCUCAUAUUUGGUCGUUCUGAUGGACAUCUUGUUAUCGCUCCUGCAAUUCCUUCUUUUGCAAAAUGUGUUUUUGAUAUUAACGAAGACGUAGAUGUCUUUACAUCUGCAGUAGCCAAUUACGCCGAGAUCACUUGUCUCAUGUACCCAUACCAGCAUAACACCGCUUCAUAUGACGACGAUGUCUUUUUUGUUGGUAGCGCCGACUUCUCUGUCUCAGCAUGGUCGCUAACACAUAAACAAAAGUUAGUAGAAUUCCACAAUCACAUGGCUCCACUGCUGAGUCUCACAAUUUCCCCGAUAAAAGUCGGCAAAUCAGCUGGCACGGCCGUUUCGAUCGAUGUCGAUGGCGGAAUCUGCGUAUUGCAUCCGAAGACGCACCAAUGUCUUCUUUCAGAUCCUGGCUUUGGUCAAGCGAUAAUUGAUGUCGCUUGGACAAAUGAUGGGUACCUUAUUGUCACUCGUGAAGACGGAUCAUGCAAGACAUGGGAUGCAUAUUCGAUGGCUCUUGAACGGGAAACUUCUUCCUCUCAAGCGAAUGAAAUUCAGUCAACAGCUGAGCUAUAUCCCCAUGAUAAACCUCCGGCAAGGAGGCAGCAGCUUAUUUUUGUCCAACCAAUGUUUCUUGAUCAGCUUGAUUCUCCACCAAUUCUCAAGUGUUUAUCAUUUCACUUCGAUGUCGAAAAAAUGGUUCAAAAUAUCAUCCAGCACUAUCGACUUAAUCAAACAAGUAACAAGAAAAUGCCAUCGCGUCAAGCCUCUGAAGACAAAUCACAGCCAAAUUUAACCAAUACUCUCAAGACAACAGGAAUGCAGUUAUUUUCUAGCGUCCAGUCAAAAAUAAGAGAAUCGCGCUCAGGUCGCCAAUCUCCAGCAACUCCGACCUCACCAAAGUCUCCUCAACAACAAGCUACAUCGCCAUCGAAACUUUCCUUAUCAAGCGCGCCAUCACUAGAUACUUCUGAAAGUGCCAUCUUGGGACCUCAAUCGCUAGCAUUCGGACGUAUUCUUAUCAUGACCUUGCAUGCAUGGGGACUUCAGCCAUCUCUUGAUGAGCUUCUAGUGACGAUGAUAUCCUUUGCCCGACCGAAAAAGUCACUGAUCUUUGGAGUCCGUCGUCAGAGCUGCUGUGUUUUCUUUUUCCCUGAAGAACCAGACAAUUUUAACGAGCACUGGAACAUUUCAAAAGACUUGACGAAUCUCCAUCUCAUGUCGAUUGGUUCUCUUUGCAACAGUUUGAUGAAUUUGUCCGAAGAAUUCCUCGGUGAUGGUAGACAGUGUUGGUCUGGACUAGUCACUCUCCACUGCGCCUUGCUAAGCGAUCUAUUAGAAAAGUACACUCCCCUGCUCUGGAAACACUGGCGAUUCGCUGGUCUGAUCGUGUGCAAGAAAUUCGCGAAACGGGACAAAGCCUUCUUCUUGAUCAACUAA
Molecule: messenger RNA, 2529 nt
Organism: Oikopleura dioica
Lineage: Eukaryota; Metazoa; Chordata; Appendicularia; Copelata; Oikopleuridae
Source: the annotation of a GenBank genome assembly